AUGUCUGCUGAAACCGCCGCCGCCAAUACUGCUACUACUCCAGUCCCAGAAAUUCAAGAACAGGAGGGUUCCAAGAGCAAGCAAGUUAACUUGACGCCGGCACCUUUGCCUACAUCUUCACCAUGGAAACUUGCUCCAUCUGAAGUUCCUGUUUCCACCAUUUCCAUAGAAGACUUGGAUGCCACAAGAAAGAAGAAGAACAGAACACCCACUCCAAAAUCGUCCACUGCUACGAAGUGGGUUCCCAUCAAGGCGUCCAUUACUGUCUCUGGCACUAAGAGAUCUGGUUCUAAGAACGGUGGAAGCAAUGGCAACAACAACAAGAGCAAGAACAACAAGACUGCAGCAUCAUCAACAUCUAGUAACGCUAACAGGAAAAAGAAGCAUCACCAACAUAAUGCUAAGAAGCAACAGCAGCAGCAAUUGAAAAAGGAGGGCUAUGAACCAACAGGUGAGGAAGAUUUAAAGGACACCACUUCUCAAGAAAAUGGUCAAUCUACACAACAGCAACCACCAUCUCACCACCGCAAUCAUCACCAUAGCAGUAAUGGUCCUCAAAGAAGAAAGUUUCAUAACAGUAACAACGCCGGUAUGCCUCAGAAUCAAGGAUUCCAACCACAGUUUAAGCCUUACCAAGGACGUAACCCUCGUCCUAAUCACAACAAUCGCUUAAAAUACCACAGCCACAUCCAUCACAACCACCACCCUCAACAACCUAUGGUCAAAGUACAACAACAGUUCUACCCAGUUCAACCAGUGUUGAUGGCCAUUAACAACAUUGCUAGACAAAUCGAGUACUACUUUAGUGAAGAAAACUUGACCGUCGACAACUACUUGAGAUCCAAAUUAUCCCAAGAUGGGUUUGCUCCAUUAUCUUUGAUCUCCAAGUUUUAUAGGGUUGUCAACAUGUCCUUUGGUGGUGACGAAAACUUGAUCUUAGCUGCAUUGAGAGAAAUUGUUGCUAACGAAAACGCUACCGUCAAUGUUUCAGAAGGUUCUUGGGUCAACAAGGAAACCGAGAACGUUGCUAGUGAAGUCAAAGAAGCAUCUCUGUUAGACAAGUACUUCAUCCGUUCCAAGAGCUGGUCAAAUUGGUUACCAGAGACUUUUGAAACUGAAGUAGACAUUGAAAAGGAACUCACCGGCAAUGCACUGGACCAAUUCAUUAUAUCUUUGCCGCCAGCCCCUCAAGAAGAAGCGGAACCAUCAAUUGGAUCCACUACUCAAGAACAAGAAAUUAAAGAAGACUCAGCAGUGACCGCAGUUGGUGAAUCUGAAUCCUCCUAA
Molecule: messenger RNA, 1287 nt
Organism: Saccharomyces mikatae IFO 1815
Lineage: Eukaryota; Fungi; Ascomycota; Saccharomycetes; Saccharomycetales; Saccharomycetaceae
Gene: SRO9
Product: Sro9p
Exons: 1
Coding region: 1-1287 (428 amino acids)
Biological process (GO): positive regulation of translation
Cellular component (GO): cytosol; cytoplasmic stress granule
Molecular function (GO): RNA binding
Source: RefSeq, a predicted model, not a curated record